CCCCACAGCUCUCCGGACAACGCAGAUCGCAUUGUGCCUACCCUAAAGGAUCAAUCGCCGCUGAGUGCCCCUGGAACACCGCAACCCAUUUUUUCCGCGCCAGAUCUUAUCAAGCCCGCUGGCCCAAUGAUUCCAGCUCACCAUUCACAGCCAUCGAUCACUGCAACGGGGACAGGAGCAACUCCCUCUGGAAGCUCAAAUCGGGCUCCCCACUCGGUCAUCCAAUCGCCCCGAUUCGAACACGCCAAGCUGAAAAGCCUCGACGAACGAGAUCUCGGAUCCGAGGGCAGCACCACCGAGGACUACGCCACCUGUACGGACAACUCGAAGCGCACCGGACCACCUUCGUCGUCCGCCCACGCCGGCCCAGCCGGAGCCAAAGCAAACGCAACUCAGGAAGGAUCUUCGUUCGAGAGUGCCUCUUCGCUGUAUUCCUUGGCCCGGGUUGACGCUAUCAGUGAAGACACACCACCGGUGGAGGAAAUUCCUCAAUCACCCCCUCACAUUCCCGUUCUUCCCAAAGCCUCUCCGGCACAUUCGGUAAGCAGCAGCAGCAGUGAAAGCUACGCGAUGGCAACGAAGAAAAGUUCUCCUCCUCGAACGACAGUGCUGCCAAAAGCGAUGGGUGGAAAGAUCAAGAUCAAACCCGAAUCCAUAUCUGAUGACGAACGCAGCGAAAAGCGAUACUCGUCAUCUCACGACGAAAAAGACUUGGGCAAGGGAACUUUAACGAGAGGUGCUCGGAGGGGUCGCGAUUGGAAUGAGGAAGAGCGUCGAAGGAAAAAGAGCACCUUCAAGCUUGAGUUUGACAAAGAUUCCCUAAGAACUUACACGACUCCGAUGCUGAGACAGCCGAGCCCUGGCUUCAAGAAGCUAUCCCCCGAGGACAAAAGUGCACUAAACGUAUUGGAUGGAGCGAGCCCUAGCGGUAAGCAGAAACGGUUCCGGCCUAAGACUAGAAAGUCACCUCGAGCACGAACGGCAACCGGUGGAGAGGAAACGACGAUCGCUGCGAGUACACCGAUGCGACGGGCCAAGACUCCCUUGAUACGGAGUCCGGAAAAACCUCCGAGUUCAACGCUGCCGGCGCAUGUGACCGUGCCAAAAUUGAGUCCAGCUCAGUAUUACUCACAAAUUAAAAGUCCACCUUCGGGAAGCUCGCCCCGGAAACAGAAGAUGCCCCCUACGGAACAACGAUUGAAAGCAAUUUCCACCGAGUCGCUGCGGUCCGUAUCUCCCGGGUCCGAUUCGGUGUUCUACAGCGAGGCGGACGGAUUGUCCCAAUCCGAUCAACAGGUCCACUGCCACCAUUGCGGCAAGGAGGUCGAAUCCGGGACGGGAACCGGAACUGGAGCCGCCGGCGAGUCGGAAGAAUCGAUGACCACCGCCCUAACGCUCGACUCGACCGACGGCGAUCGACCGGAUAUCGUACAGCCCCCGGAAGGCUUUGCCGAUUCACCCGACUGCACCAAAACCGUCCACACCCGGCUGUACAAGAAGAUGGACAAGCGAUUUCGCUCCGAAGACCGGCACGCCGAUCGAUCGCGUCACUUCAAAUCGCGCCAGGAGUACCGAGCGAAGAGCGAAGAGCGAGGUCGGGAUGAGACGGAGCCGAACAAUCUGCGACCCGCAGGAUCUUCACCUUGUGUCGCGCCUGUAGCUCCGUACACGGAGCAUCAAGCGGAACCGGAGCAAGGAAUCUACCAUGGGAACUACAAGGCAGGAUUGUGGAUCUGCAUUGCCGAUCGAGACGUUUGGCGUAGGUACGAUUUGAGUGGAGAUGGAUCAUUUGAUCGGGCUCCACGAGAUGUAGCCGAUCGUAGGGGAUCUACAGAUUCGGAAAAAGAUUUUCGCAAGAAGUAUCAAGCGAUCACGCAUCGUUUGGUUCAUCGGAGAUCGUGUGUCGAGAUGUAUCGACGACAAAGUACGAAUAGCUUCGAAACGGACAAAACGGUAAUGGUUUGUCGUAAAUCGGGUGAGUUCGGCUUUCGGAUACAUGGUUCCAAACCGGUGGUGGUAUCUGCUAUUGAACCCGAAACACCUGCUGAAACUUCGGGUCUUGAGGUCGGUGAUAUCGUUCUUUCGGUAAACGGCAUUCCGGUGAUCGACAAAAGCCACUCUGAGGUGGUGAAGAUCGCUCAUGCUGGUAGCGAUACUUUGGAACUUGAGGUGGCGCGCACAAUUGGAGUUCUAUCACCCUUAGAUGACACCACAUCGAAUCCCUCGCUUUACUCAGGAUUUUUGUGGAGGAAUUCCACCACAAAUCCUGGAAAAUGGAUCAGAAGGUGGUUCUUACUUAGGCCGGAUCACUGCCUGUAUUAUUACAAGUCUGAGUUGGACAACCAACCAAUCGGUGCCAUCAUGUUGACCAACCACAAGGUCGAUCGUCUCACCAUCGAAGCUUCCGGGAAGGCCUUUUCGUUCGCCGUGGACACCGAAGAGGGUACCAAGGUUCAGCUGGCCGGAGAUACUGAUGAAGCAGCCAGCCGCUGGAUAGCUAUCAUAAGCCAUGCUGCUCAGCAGAGUGAUCCCUGGCUGGAAAAUAGUGCCCGAAACCUUCGACUUUCGGUAAGCGGAAUUCAUAAGCCGGACUGUGCCGGACCCCUCACGAAGUUGGGCAGCAAAUGGCGAUCCUGGACCAAGCGCUACUGCGUGCUGAAGGAUGCCGUCCUCUAUUUCUAUCACGAUGCGGGCAGCAAAAAUGCGUUCGGGAUGGCCUGCCUGCAGGGCUACCGGGUGCAACCGUCGUCUGCCGGUGGCAAGAAGUAUGCCUUCGAGAUCGUUCCUCCGGAGCUGACCCUGAGGCACUACUACUUCCACACCGACACCGAGAUGGACAAGAAGCGCUGGGUCGCCGCCCUCGAAUAUUCGAUAGACCGCUGGAUGAAGGCCGGCUGAAAUACGUUGAAAAGAUACGAGCAACUCGUAUAGUACACAUUCAGGCGUUUUCGGCCAGCCGUCGUCGUUUUCAUCGUCACAGCAGCUCACCCAGUGCGAUUUUUUUACUUUCUUCUGUGUUUUUCGUCCGGCAGCAGCAGCAGAAGCAGUACACUGAAAAAAGUGCGGUGGUUUGUUUUUGGUUUCAUAUUUUCAAAGAAUUAGUUUUUGGAAAAAAAUUGACAAAAAAAACUAGGUAAACGCAAUGCGGGAGCACAGAGGAAAAGUACGAGAUUUAAUAAAGAAAAAAAAAAUCAAUGCAUUAGUAUUACAAUUAGAUAAGAUUCGAUGUCCAAUUAGAGCCAGGUUAAAUGGAUGGGAAGCUUAAGUAGGAUUUUGGACGUCAUUUGUCAACUUAGAGGUCGGUGUGCUAUUCGAAAAUAUGACACAAAAAUAAGCUAAUUGGUAAGAUGCUCAAAAUCCAGUUGUGAUUCAAAUGUGUUUAGUGUGUAAAACCUAGGAAAAUAUAGGAAUAAAACUUUUGACGGAUAAAAAACAUCAACGAACUGAGAAUUUGCGAUUGGUAAGAUGAGAAUAAGUCGAAUCUUAAGCGCACAUUUUAAGAGAGAAACAAAAAUAAACUACCGAUUAGACCUUACAGAAGAGUAUGUGUUAAUAUAGACAAGAAAAUAUCAGUGUAAUGUAUUCUAAAAACCAAAUAUUAAGAAAAAUAAAAUCGGGUAUUCAUGGCUUGAGCAACGUUGAAAAGUUGGAAAACAGUUAAUUUUUUAGCUGUUUUGAGAGGGCAAACAAUUUGCUGAAAGGUUGUCUGUUGAUUGCAUUAGAAUAGAGUUUACGAUUAGGAAAUAUGUAAAUGUCACAAUACUAAACAGUAUCGAAUUAUAAAUCAGAUGUUUUUCUCUGAGAGAACUGAUUUCGUUGCCAGUAUUUAUUGUGGAAAAAAAUCUAAAUGUUACAGAAACGAUAACUGAAAACACGAAUAGAUGUCCGAAGCUUAAAAAAUUUUCUGUACAAUUUUGCAACUUUGAUAGCUUUUUUCAUAAGAAUAUCAAAGAUUUUGUUAGUGAAUAAAAAUUUUACGAUACCUAGUUGCAAAAAAUCUCAUAUCAUAUUGAACAGAUGAUACCUUCGCUGAUAUUUGUUUUUCAAAUGGAACGCAUACAUAAGAUAAAAAUAUAUUACCUACCUAUCAUGCUUCUCAAAAGUAACCACAUAUUAUAAAUUAUUUAAACUUAUCCUCAAAAUUUCAAACUGAAUAAAGUAACAACAUCAUGAUUCAUUUUUGAGUCAUACUUGACAAUUUACAAUUUAAAAAAUAAUUGCCAAAAUCACUCAACAAUGAAUUAGUGAUAGUGAUAAUAUAAACACUUCAUAUUAAAAAACAAAAACAAAAGUGCUUUGGUCAUCGAGACAGUAAGAAAUGAUCGAUUUCCUGGAAAUCCGAUUCAACCUUUUCAAUCUCUCUUCCCAUCUUUAGAGUAUUCAGGAAACCUUGCUACACUCAAAGACAAUAACUGUAAACCUUUCAGAACAUCACAUUCCAUCUCGAAACAUUCCCGUUUUCACAGCAAUAAAUUCAUUCCCAAAAAGGACACUAAUUUGUCCACCAGUGCUCAACCAGGUUUCCCAAAUGUAAGUCUAAGAAAUCCCCACGUUUACAGUUGCAAAUUUUUUUCUCUCAAUCCUUGUGCAAAUUCCAUACAGAGAAUACUCAUCGCGCUACACAAUUCAUUUAACUUUACACAAAAACACCACACAAAAAGCCGAUAACGAAAACGAAUGACCUUAAAUAUAAAGUAAAGUUAAAAAUUAAAAUCCAUUGAUAAACGCCAUGUAGAUAAAACCACGGAAUAAACUGAGUAUUUUUUUUAAACUUACGAAUCGUCACAGCGACCCUUUGAAUAUUAGAAAGAAAGAACAAAAAAGGUUAUUUUAGACUAGUUAAGUUUUAUAAAAAAGUAUAUCAAUAUUGACUAUUGGAAGUAGUUUAGCCGGAAAAGUAAAAAAGCGGUAUGUAGUUAAUAUAUUUAAGAAGAUAUAAAAAAAAUCUGCUAGUCGAAACAAUUAAUUGUGAAUAGAAAAUGCAAUGUUCAAAGUUUUAUUUGAAUAACAAGCCCUGAAGACAUACAUAAACAUGUAAAACCGUAAUGCUAUUAAUUACACUCGAUUUAGAUUAAGUUGAUAUGCUCCUCCUCCCUGAAAAAAAAAAUCGUAUGACAGUUGAAGUAAAUAGAAACAACCUCUAGCAUCGGAACUUGAUAGGAAGCAAAAAUGCUACAGAGAAAAACCAAUAAAUAAUAUGCAUCAAUCUUCAAAAAAAAAAAAAAGAAAAUUCACACAAACCCAACUGCACCGAAAUAAUUGAAUAAAAAAACUUCAAAUAAACCUUUAAAAGAUAAAAGCACUGCCAAAAGCGGGAAAUUUCCCCUUCGUGGGAAUUAAAAUACAGAUGAAAAUCCCGACGACGAAGGCAUACCGAGAAAAAAAAACAACCAUGAAACCGAAUAACUUUAAUCUCACGAGAAAUUAAUACAACACACGUAAAGCGGCGUAAUAGUUACGACUACAGCAAAGAAGGUGCGAAAUAGACCAAUUACUAGAAGAAAAGAAAAUCAAUGAGAGAGAACUUAUUAACUGUGGCGCAAAGAGGCGAUACUCGAUUAAAAUAUAUAUGAACCACAAAUUAA
Messenger RNA from Uranotaenia lowii, 5585 nucleotides. RefSeq lists its product as uncharacterized. The record is from RefSeq and is a predicted model, not a curated record. Gene Ontology annotation, molecular function: protein binding. The coding region runs from base 127 to 2898 and encodes 923 amino acids. The transcript is spliced from 10 exons. Lineage: Eukaryota; Metazoa; Arthropoda; Insecta; Diptera; Culicidae.